Molecule: messenger RNA, 4086 nt
Organism: Tachysurus fulvidraco (yellow catfish)
Lineage: Eukaryota; Metazoa; Chordata; Actinopteri; Siluriformes; Bagridae
Exons: 6
Coding region: 1036-2637 (533 amino acids)
Biological process (GO): DNA integration; DNA recombination
Molecular function (GO): DNA binding
Source: RefSeq, a predicted model, not a curated record
UGUAACCUAGUCUUCUUUUGGGUGAACUAAAUUUUCCAAAUAUCCAAUACAUUUACAGGUUAUGGAGGACAACCCUGAUGAGAACAAUGUCCAAGAAAAACAUCCAUCACAGUCUACAUCUCUUCUGGAUCAUAAUACUGCUACUAAUGCAUCAGUGACUGAACAGCAUUCUUCAUCAGAAGACAGUGAUGAACAAGAUAUGUGCAUACCAAGGUUAAGGAGGACCAAAAGUGUCUUUAUGAAAGACUUAAUUCCUGAUGCUUCAGAUGAGCUCUUUGAUUCUACUCCAGACAGUGGAGAGGAAUAUGUCCCAAACUCCAAAGAUGACAGUGAUGAGAGCAGUUCAGAGAGUAGCAUGAUCGUUAAACCUUUAAAUUUGUGUCGGUCAGACACAGACCCUGUUCCUCCCAGCAGUUCUGUCCCUGAUAGCACCACCCCAAAUGUCAUGGACAAAAGCAGUCAUGAGACCAUGGAAGUAACUGAUCAUUCUCAAGUUAGAGACAGUGAUGUAGCUUGCAUCAGUCCAACAAAUGUUCAGAAAAAUGCAAGAGUAGUUGUAAAUUCAGUCAAAAGAAAACAUGAUGGUGGUAGGGUAUACAAUAAGAAACACUAUUGUCUGUUUUGCUUCAAACUUUAUAACAAGAUGGCAAGACAUUUGGAAUAUGUGCAUUCCACUGAAAAAGAAGUAGCUGAAGGUUGCCAGCUUCCAAAGAAAUUCUAUGCAAAGUUUUUUAAUGAUCUUCGACACAGAGGCAACUAUGCACACAAUGCAGCUGUAAUGAAGUCAGGUGAAGGAGAACUGGUUCCGUACAGACAACCACAAAAUCAAACAGAAGGCACUGAAUUUAUGCAUUGUGCAUAUUGCCAAGGGCUGUUUACCCGGAAGGUUCUCUGGAGGCAUAUGAAAAGCUGUAAAUUGAGCACUAAAGAUAAAAUCUCAAGACCUGGAAAAAAUCGUGUCCAAGCUCUCUGUUCAUAUGCGCACAACCUGUAUCUUCAAACAUAAGCAAAGCAUUAUGGAAUACAGUAAGCCACAUGAAUCUAGAUGAAAUCACAGCUGCUGUCAAAAAUGACUGCUGCAUCAUUCAGGUGGGAGAACACUUGCUGAACAAAGGUGGAAUAUCUGCUAAGAAUGAGGCAUAUGUCCGACAGAAGUUGCGAGAGCUGGGAAGGUUACUGGUCAGUGGCAGCAAAGUUGCAUCUUUGAAAAGAAUGGAAGAUUUCCUAGAUCCACAGAACUAUAUGAAGACAGUUAAAGCUGUUAGACAUGCAUGUGGAUAUGAUUAUCAAACCAACACAUACAGAACACCUUCACUUGCAAAAAAACAUGGAAUAAGCCUAAUGAAGCUUAGUAAGCUUACAAAAGCUAAAGCUUUGAUUAACAAGGAUGUUGACUUGGCACAGAAAGUCACUGGAUUUCAAGAUGUGCAUAAGGAACGGUGGUGUGAUUUGAUCUCUGCAACAGCUGCACGAAAUAUAGAAGAAUUAAAGUGGAAUGCACCUACUGUGUUGCCAUUUACAAAGGACGUGCAAAAGCUUCACACCUUCCUUGACAAAACACAAGAUGAAUGCGUCAAGCAGUUAUCAUCAGUGUCUUCUACAAAAUACUGGUCCGAACUUGCCAAAACCAUUUUAACUCAAAUCAUCCUGUUCAACCGCCGCAGAGAGGGAGAGGUAUCAAGUAUGCCUUUAUCUGCAUUUUUAACCAGGGACACCUCUGAUCCACAUGCUGAUGUAGACUGGGCAUUGUCUGAAGUUGAGAAGAAACUGUGCAGACAUUUCUCAAGAAUUGUCAUCAGGGGAAAAAGAGGACGUCCAGUUCCUGUUCUACUGACACCAAAAAUGCUGGGUGCAUUGGAGUUGCUCGUAAAGAACAGGGAGACUUGUGGAGUGCUAAAGGAAAAUGUUUAUCUUUUUGCUCGGCCAACAGCAAUGUCGCAUUACAGAGGCUCGGACUGCAUCCGUAACUUUGCCAAGCAUUGUGGUGCAGAUAGUCCAUAUGCACUUACAUCCACAAAAUUACGAAAACAGGCAGCAACUCUUUCUACAGUCCUAAAUCUGAGGGACACGGACUUGGAUCAGUUAGCAAACUUUCUUGGACAUGAUAUCCGAAUUCAUCGGGAAUACUAUCGCCUUCCUGAAAAGACCCUACAGCUUGCAAAAGUCAGCAAAGUGCUUAUGGCGUUAGAACAAGGAAGAGUUGGGCAGUUUAAGGGCAAGAAUUUGGAUGAGAUCACUAUUGAUCCAAAUGAGGAAAUGGAGUUAAACAGUGAUGAAAUAAUGAGUGAGGAAGGUGAGAAAUGCGAAGAACAUGAAGACACUCAAGCGGAUGUCAGGGUGCCACCAGUGGACACUGAAAUCGUGCACACCGUGGAGAUGAAUUCUCUUCAAAGGUCUUCUAAAGGUAAAACUUCUACUCUGAAAAAGAGGAAGGCUUGGGAAGUAAACGAGGUCACCGCAGUGGAGAGACAUAUGAAGACUUUCAUCAUGUCAUGCCGUGUCCCAGGGAAGUUGGCCUGUCAAAACUGCAUUACAGCUGUGCCUUUAGCUCUUAAAGAUAGAGACUGGCAAAGUGUCAAAUUCUAUGUCUACAAUCGCAUUGUAGCUUAUAAGAGAGAUCUAAACAAGAAUGAUUAGAUAAGAUGGAUAAUGGCACUUUGGUACUUUUUCUAGUUCUUCUUUAAGUUAUGUUCCAUCUCUAGGCUAUCACUUUAAUGAACCAGUCAGCAUUUAUUUCAUAAUAAACUAACCAGGAGCAGAUCAAGUAUUUCAAUAUUUAUAAGAACCCUUACCUACACAUUGAUACUGCAUCCAAUCAAAUUUUAUUUUGGCCACCUCCUUCCAUUUUACUGCCACUGCCUUUUGUUUGGGCAAUAAAAGCUCCAAUGUGCUGCCCAUUUAUUUGUUUAGCCUAGCUAGCUUGGCAAAUGUUGUUAAAUUGUUAGCUGCCACUUUUUAGAGUAGUUUAGGUAGAUAAAUAAAGAUUAAGGCCAUAUUCAUGUUUUGGAAAAAAUCCUUUCAUUUGUGUAUACUAAGUAAUGUGCAGUAUGCAAGGUUUGAGGUGAUUGUAAGGGUCAAAAUUUUUAUUUUGGUUGCUGAAAGUUUUUGAUCCAAAUACUUGAAUGCAAUUUAUUUGUAAUUAGUUAAUUAUGAAGUAAAUGCUAGUCAGGCCUAGCCAGUUAUAGAAUGUUCAGUGCUUGUUAUAGUAUGUUAUAGCGAAUACUCAUUUACUUUUGGAUGUUGAUGUAAGUGUAAAUAAGAGUUGUGCUUUUAACAGCUUUGUAUUACACUAAAUAUGAGAGUGUUUAUUCAUAGUACAUGUGAGCUUUUAGUAAAUUUAAUGAGACUUUCUGUUGACUUUGGCAGUAAAGAAGCUCAAGACUCAAGUUGUCUGUUAUGUUAAAUAAACAGGGCUUUUCCUGACAAGGGCUUUUUUUGACUGACAGUGUUUUUACUUCAGUAAAGAGUUCCAGAUCAAUAUGCAAAUAGCUCAAGCAGCUGAAAUAGAAGAUGCAUCUAUCAGUUGUAACUUGCCAAAAUGACUGGGAAAAAUUUUGAUAUUCUUUGGCAAAUCAGUAAGGUUCAGUACCUCAUGCAUGUGUCCUUUCUGUUCCUCAAAAAUAUCUGGUGAAGGAAAGGGGUGACGACUUGAGAUUAUAGCUUUGAAAUCUGUAAUAGCCAUGGUACCUCCUUCCAUAAAAGGUUCCUUGGUAUCUAAAGGUUUUCAUUUAAUGAAAAAGGGAAGCUCCAGAAAAAAUGAGUCUGUAAUCUAUAUUGUGUUGAUGCAUAUUUGUGUAAAAGAGAUUAAUUGCCAUUUUGAGUAUGCAAUUAGUGACGUUUUGGUUAACAGUCCUUGAUGUAAAUAAUUCUUCAAACUCAUGAGGUGCUUAAAUCGACAAAUAGAGAAAAUACAAGUCAUCUGUUCUUUACAUGUAGUGUUACACAUCCUUGGUUUGUAAUUUUUCAUAAGGUAGUUAAGUUAAAUACUCAACUUGUUUUUAUUAAGCCAUGUCCCCUUGAUGUUAUAAAUGACCUGAUGUGUGUGUAUGCAAAUUAGAGACGUUUAGUGAUGUCCCCACUACAACA